GUUAAGCAGAGGCUUCUAAAGUCAGAAAAUCUGUUUUCUUAUGUAUUGAAGUGUUCAAAUUAUCGUGGCUCAAUUUUAUAUUUAGCCAUGUAUCAUUGCGGUUUAUUGCUGGUUUUAUUGGAUCUGUCUUUAGAUGUGGUUGGGAGUGUUUCUCAAUUAGAAAUUGACAGACAUUUGGAACUAGGUAGAGAAUUUUUAGUAAAUGGGCAAUUACAGGAUGCAUUAUCACAUUAUCAUGCAGCUGUUGAGGGAGAUCCAAAUAAUUAUCUGACAUACUAUAAAAGAGGUGCAGUGUAUCUAGCAUUAGGUAAAGCCAAAUUUACAAUUCUUGAUCUUGAUAAAGUUUUAGAAUUGAAACCAGAUUUUACUUCUGCAAGAUUACAACGUGGUACUGUAUUGCUUAAACAAGCUCAGUUUGAUAAGGCAGAAGCUGAUUUUCGAGAUGUGUUGGCUGUUGAACCACAUAAUACAGAUGCUUUAAAUGCCUUAUAUAAAAUAGCACCUACCCAAGAAGAUUUGUUAAUGGUAGACAGAUUAAUGAGAGAUGGUGAUUAUGUAGCAGCAGCACAACAAAUUUCUAGAAUUAUUGAAGUAUGUCCAUGGUCAGCUGAACUUAGAGAGCGCAGAGCUGAAUGCUAUGAAGCAUUUGAAGAUUAUGUUAGUGCUAUUUCUGAUGUGCGUUCUACAACUAAGUUACAGUCUGAUAAUACACAAGGAUUUUUCAAAUUAGCUAAUUUGCACUAUCGUGUUGGACAAGUGGAGGAGUCACUGAAGGAAAUUCGAGAAUGUUUGAAACUUGAUCCGGAACAUUCAAAGUGUUUUGCAUUUUACAAGAAAGUUAAGGAAGUAGCAAAACUGUUAACAAAUGCAGAAGAAUCUAAAAAUUCAUCAGAUUACGAUAAAUGUAUAGAUCCAGCUCAACGAGUGCUUAAACUUGAACCAAAUGUAGCCAAUGUGCAAUUCAUUGCACAUCAAUUACUUUGUAAAUGUUAUACUAGUAAGUCGGAAGUAAGUCAGGCACUUAAAAGUUGCCAAGAAGCAUUAAAAAUAAGAAAAGAAGCUGCAGUAUAUUGUGAUAGGGCAGAAGCGUAUCUUGCUGCAGAGAUGUUUGAUGAUGCAAUUAGAGAUUUUAAAGAAGCCUUAGAAAUUGAUAUGAGUUUGCAAAGGGCAAGGCAAGGUCUUCUUAAAGCGCAACAACGACAGAAACUUUCCGAAUCACGAGAUUAUUAUAAAAUUUUGGGUGUGCCAAGAACAGCAUCUAAACGUGAUAUAAUUAAAGCAUAUAGGAAAGCUGCACAAAAGUGGCAUCCUGAUAAUUUUCAAGAAGGAGAAGAAAAGAAACGCGCAGAAAAAAGAUUUAUCGACAUUGCAGCUGCCAAAGAAGUUUUGACUGAUGAUGAGAAACGAGCGAAAUUUGACCAAGGAGAAGAUCCAUUAGAUCCGGAAUCAGGGAAACAUCAACAAGGUUUCAAUCCCUUCCAAGAAUUUCAUCACUUCCAUGGUUCUCCCUUCCAGUUUAAGUUCCACUUUAAUUAACUAUUUUUUCACUUUCAUGGUACUAGCCCAAAUAAAAUUUCUAAAUUUUCAUAGUGUCGUUAUGCAUGUGACAUGACUUUUGCUACCUUAACUAAAAUUUAAUUUUGCUGAUCUACCUCGUCGGUAGUUAUAUGUCUUGUAUCUGCGUGGAAUCAGAAGACUGUAAUACGAAAAAUUGUCAAUCAGUAAGUAAAAAAAAGCGAUCAAUAGUUAAUUAAAACGCGCUGUAGGGGUUAAAUAAAGAUUAAGUUAUUGUCUGAAUUAUUGUAAAUCAUAAUGUUCUUGCUAUUACUU
Habropoda laboriosa is the source of this 1830-nucleotide messenger RNA. RefSeq names its product dnaJ homolog subfamily C member 3 (gene P58IPK). Gene Ontology annotation, biological process: protein folding in endoplasmic reticulum. Gene Ontology annotation, molecular function: protein-folding chaperone binding; misfolded protein binding. The record is from RefSeq and is a predicted model, not a curated record. The transcript is spliced from 6 exons. Gene Ontology annotation, cellular component: endoplasmic reticulum. The coding region runs from base 88 to 1536 and encodes 482 amino acids. Lineage: Eukaryota; Metazoa; Arthropoda; Insecta; Hymenoptera; Apidae.